AUGCGUGUGUCGUAUUACUCGUAUUUGUCGGCCUUGGCUGUAAUUUGUCUGUUUGCCUAUGGCGACUCCUUUGCAGUAGAAGGCGUGGAAAUACUGAAAUCGGACCAAGCCAAACAGGAUACGUCCGGCCACAAGAGUCUGCGUGGCUUCCUUUUCUACGACAUGUUUUCAAGCAAAAAGGACAGUGGAAGGAAGGACGGCGGGGUGGUUCGAUGGACAGUCUGCGUCCAUAAAGUGCGGUAUGCAAACAAGCAUACGCAUCCCAUGCGUUCAAGUUCAUACCCAGUGCUACAAGGACUUCUGCGAUCGACUUCGACACCGGGUUGUACUUGUUUGUCGUGA
This is a messenger RNA of Peronospora matthiolae, 342 nucleotides long. Lineage: Eukaryota; Oomycota; Peronosporomycetes; Peronosporales; Peronosporaceae. The record is from the annotation of a GenBank genome assembly.